AGGCAGUUUUUCAUAGGCUGGCACUGAAUGUUGACAGCUCUUUCUUUUUCCAGAGGGGAAAAUGUAUUCCUUGCUUCUUCCAAUGUAUGGCUUGUGGCUGCAUUGAUUCUGUUGUCAAGUUUACAUACUCAGUCUUUCCUGUUCCAUUUUUCACAUGCCUUCUCUUCUGUAUGUGGCCAAAUCUGCCUCAUUUUGUUAGUUGGAUAAUCCUAGUCUUGGAUUAAUGAUCCCAAUACCCUUAAUUACAUCUGCAAAAAUGAGGUGUUUUGUUUUGUUCCCAGCAGGGUAACACUCACAGGUUGCAGGACUGAAGACAUGACAUCUCUGGAGCCAAGCUUUAGCUGUGCACAACAGCAUGGUGCCCUCCCUUGGGAAUGGGGGGGGGGGGGGGGGAGCCAGAUCCAGCUAAGCAACUGAAAAGCUGGAUGCUCUUCUGCUUCACAGAUGUACUAGACCUAGAGCUUAGAUCCGAGACUCCAGCUGUUCAAGGCAACUCUGGGGAUGCCUUUGGGGGCAGGGUCUCUUGGGCCCCACUUGGCUGGGCUCCUGGAGGUGACUAUUGAUCAGUGUCGAACAGAAAGGGGCCACCAACUCACUCCAGUAGCCUCCACAGCCUCUUCAUAUUCAAGACAAACAAGGUGAACAGCUGCACUGAGAGUCUAAAAUGGAACAUUCUAGAGGCUUUGGAGCUUGGGGAAGAUACAGCUAAGCAGGAAUACCUACUUUCCCUCUCCCAGCCCGGGCACAGCUCCUUCCUUUCUAUGUUCAUUUCUCUGCAUGUUUGUAGUGCUGGGUACACAAAGUACUGUUCCAGGGAAUAUGCUCAACAAGCUUGUUUUGUUUGGCAGUUGUUUGUGUUCCUAUGAUUUCCUACAAAACCAACCAGGUGGCAAGUGGGAGGCUAGGCCAUUUGAAAGCUAUAGACGGAAGAGACUGACUCAUGAGAUGUGCCCUGGAGUUGCGCGGCCCUGCCCCCCCCCCCCCCCCAAACCUGGGCUUGUCGUCCUUGUAACCUGGGCUUGUCGUCCUUGUAAUAUUUGCCCUCUGCCAAAGGGCUGUCAGGCAGAGCCUGGUGAAGGUGGAGCUUCCUGUGUUUGCUGUCCCCUUCUCACCAGAGAGCCUGACCAGGGACUGCAGGCAGGCAGGCUGGCCAUUGGGGUCCUCUGGCUCCAGCGAUCUCAUUGCACCAGUUCGCCCCGAGGUCAGGAGCACCGUACACUGGCACUCUGAAGGCUGGCCUUCCACGGCCACGCAGUGGAGGACGCUCGGCAAACUGUGGAGUGACCACGCCAGCCAAAUGACCCAGUGGCAGACCUGACUGGGGGCCGUGGAGGAUCGCGCGGGGGCGCGGCGGCGGCGAUGUGGAGGUGACCGGCCGCGCGCGAGCUCCGGGGCCGGGGAACGCGCGCGGGCUUCGGCCGGGCGACGUCAGCCGAGGCGCAGGGGGCCCGGGCGCCGGGCAUGGAAGCCGCGGGCUUGGACUGGCUUCUGGUCCCGCUGCACCAGCUGGUGUCCUGGGUGGCCGCCGGGGCCCUGGUCUUCGGAGGGGUGGUGCCCUACAUCCCGCAGUACCGGGACAUCCGGAGGACGCAGAAUGCCGACGGCUUCUCCACACACGUGUGCCUGGUGCUCCUGGUCGCCAACAUCUUACGGAUACUUUUCUGGUUUGGGAGGCACUUUGAGUCUCCACUCCUGUGGCAGAGCAUAAUCAUGAUCCUGACCAUGCUCCUGAUGCUGAAGCUCUGCACUGAAGUCCGUGUGGCAAACGAGCUGAACAUAAAACGCCGCUCCUUUGCAGCUGCAGACAGUAAGGAUGAAGAGCUCAAAGUCCCCCCCAGGCGGCCCUAUCUGGAUUUUGAUCCUCACCACUUCUGGCACUGGAGCAGCUUUGCAGACUAUGUGCAGUGUGUGCUGGCCUUCACAGGGGUGGCAGGCUACAUCACCUACCUGUCCAUCGAGUCCUCCCUGUUUGUGGAGACGCUGGGCUUCUUUGCGGUGCUGACUGAGGCCAUGCUGGGCGUGCCGCAGCUGUACCGGAACCACUGCCACCGCUCCACAGAGGGCAUGAGCCUCAAGAUGGUGCUCAUGUGGACGAGUGGUGAUACCUUCAAGACAGCCUACUUUCUGCUCAAUGGCGCGCCCCUGCAGUUCUCUGUCUGUGGGUUGCUACAGGUGCUGGUAGACCUCGCCAUCCUGGGGCAGGCAUAUGCCUUUGCCCAUCACCCUCAGAAGCUGGUGCCCCAUGCAGUGCAUCCUGUCAGUGCCAAGGCCUUGUGAACUGCCUAGGGAAGACGAGGACAUGUAAUCGCUGGCUUGGGCACUGACGGCUGCCUGUGCUCCCAUGCCUGUCUGGGAGGCCAGCACUGUGGACAGCACAGAGGGUGUGGGCAGGGAUGGAGACCAGGUGUGGGGUGCUCCACCAGUAUCUGCCUGGGGCACUCAGGGUGCCUGGGGCCAGGGUUGGUGUUCCUUCAUGUUCAGCUAUCACCAGGAUGGUGAGAGCAGGUCUCAAAUCCAGGGCUGGCUGGUCAUGUUUUUAAGGUGAUGGAAAUGGCAAUCCUUGUCCUCUCAGAAAAUACUGGCCUGACCCUGAAACAGGCUCUUAGUCCCACUGGAAGGGCCAUGGGGCUCUGUAGUCUUCUCUACCCCAGCCCACCAACCAGUCUCCCAGGCAAGCAAGAAGACCUUGCCUGGUGGCUAUGGCCCCCUGGACAGAGCCAGUCUCAGCUGCUGGAGGCUGGUUCAUCCUCCCUCUGCCUGGCCUGUGUUCCACAGCUGUCUGCUGUGCCUGGUGUAGGCAGGAGCCGCUGGCUUGACAUCUGUUACUAGGUUCUUUCCCUCUCUCAGUUCGCCAUGAGGCUGGGCGGUGCUUGGUAGCCCUGUGUUGACCUCUAGCUCCUAGACCAGAAUGUUCUAGAUGCCUCCCACUGCGGUGUCUCCCCUCUGCUGGGUGGAAGGGGUUGCUUCACUGCACAUGCUGCCACUGUCCAGUCAGCAUGGCCCCUGUGCGACAGCUACCCGCGCCCAGCUGCAGCUGGCGGGAGAGUCAGUGCUAUCCAACUUCGCCUUCCCUUCAGAGACUCUUGAAUGUUCAGUGAGACUCCUGCUUAGCUCUUUAGCUUGUGAGAUGCUUUGAAGAUGUUUAUUUUUUCUAAUGAAGGGAAAUGUCUGUAAAGAUAAUUGCUUCAAAAUUAAAAUGUCACCAACCGCA
Messenger RNA from Perognathus longimembris pacificus (Pacific pocket mouse), 3211 nucleotides. It is a transcript of the gene Slc66a2, whose product is annotated as solute carrier family 66 member 2. The coding region runs from base 1462 to 2277 and encodes 271 amino acids. Lineage: Eukaryota; Metazoa; Chordata; Mammalia; Rodentia; Heteromyidae. The transcript has 6 exons. The record is from RefSeq and is a predicted model, not a curated record. Gene Ontology annotation, cellular component: trans-Golgi network; endosome. Gene Ontology annotation, biological process: phospholipid translocation; retrograde transport, endosome to Golgi.